Molecule: messenger RNA, 834 nt
Organism: Cylicocyclus nassatus
Lineage: Eukaryota; Metazoa; Nematoda; Chromadorea; Rhabditida; Strongylidae
Source: the annotation of a GenBank genome assembly
AUGAAUCAUUUGCUCAUUACUACGAUAUUUGGGACGUCUGCUGUUAUAAUAUUGACUUCGCUUAUCUGGGUCGCCAUUCUUGCGCGUGAUAUCAGCAACAUGCGUGAGAAUAUUAUGCACGACAUCAAAGAAUUUAAGGAUAUCGCAAAUGCGGCUUGGGCAACCAUUAUCGAUGAUAUUGGAUCAGAAGAGCACAAAGAUCUACGAGUAAAACGUCGCCUCGGACAUGUCCAGUACAUUAUAGAAACGAUAUGCCCGCGUGGGCCACCGGGACCGUCAGGUAAACCUGGAUUACCUGGACCGCCAGGUCAGCAUGGUAGUCCAGGAGCAGCCGGGCUACAUGGUUUAGGUGCAGUGAAGCAUAUCUCCAACCCCUGUACUCAGUGCCCAGAAGGGCCUCCUGGACUUCCUGGAGAAGAUGGUGCGAUGGGAAGUCCGGGACCUGAUGGAUGGCCAGGUUCAAGAGGAGAGCCCGGACUCAGUGGAACUCCUGGAUUGCCGGGGCCUGAAGGAGAACCUGGUGAAGUAGGCAGAGCCGGAGAACAAGGAUGGCCUGGAAUCCCCGGACGAAAUGCAGUUCAGGGAAGCCGCAUUCAUGGGCCACCAGGUCCUGAAGGAGAGGUUGGAGAGCCAGGAAAAGUUGGAGCUCACGGAGAGCAUGGUGCUCCUGGUCGACCAGGAAAACCUGGAAUACCAGGAAAAAUGGGUAAAAAGGGUGCUCCAGGCAUUGAUGGAAGUCCUGGAGUAGCUGGAGAUCCAGGAGCGCCAGGUGGCGAUGGUUAUUAUUGCAAAUGCCCAAUUAGAUCACAGAAUUUAAGUCAUGUCAAAUUGUAA